This is a messenger RNA of Dermacentor andersoni, 1439 nucleotides long. The record is from RefSeq and is a predicted model, not a curated record. NCBI's taxonomy places the organism in Eukaryota, Metazoa, Arthropoda, Arachnida, Ixodida, Ixodidae.
AUGAGCAUUGGGCAGCAAAUCUCCACGAUGCGGCUGCAGCUUACAGCGAACUCACAGGGAUUUGAAAAAGAGCCGCUGCAAGAAAUGUGUUCAUUAUAUCACGUGAUUUUCUUCACAAACAGGGGGCCGUCAGUCACACGGCGAUGUGUCGCCGACUCUGGCCAGGAGGGCGUCUGCGUGCUCGCCAAGCAGUGUCUCAAGGACGGAGGCGUCUCGCUGGGACGGUGCUCCGACGGGAAAACGAUCUGCUGCCACCGUCCCGAACAGGAGACGUCGGUCAGGUGCGGCAGCGUGGUGACCGACGACGAGGUGGUGUUCCGCAGUCCCGAGUACCCGCACCAGCAAGCCGUCUUCGGACAGUGCCAGGUCACGGUGCACGCCCGAGAGGAGGUCUGCCAGCUGCGGCUGGACUUCUCCGAGUUUUCGCUCUCGCCGCCGGAGACUUGCGGGCCACGGGCCGGCCACUGCCUGGACGACGCGUUCAGCGUGUCCGCAGGCCUCGAGUCCGCCAACUACCCCGUCCUCUGCGGUUUCAACAGCGGCCAGCACAUGUACGUUGACGUGAGCCAGACCAAGCAGGCCGUCCUUUCUGUUCGUCUGAGUGCCCGCACAGAAAUGGAGCGCCGGUGGAGCAUUCGUAUCACGCAGGUGGCCUGCUGGAGUCCCACUAUGGCUCCUGAGGGCUGUCUGCAGUACCACACCAAAGCUGCAGAUAUCAUCACCAGCUUCAACUUCGCCCGCAACCCAACCGGUUUCCAUUAUUUUGCCAACAUGCAUUACUCCAUUUGCAUCCGACGUCAGCUCGGCUUUUGCUCUAUCCUGUUCCAGGAGAAUGGUGCCAACGGCUUCCGCCUCAGCCCCCUGGUAAACCAGCGUUGCCGCGACGCUUACGUACUCAUUCCUACCGGCUCAACUGGCACUGUCACCGAGGGCAACCUGGGUGACCGGAUCUGCGGCACCACUUUUACACCUGUUGCUUCCAACCUCGCACCCUUCCGUGUAUCGUUCGUGACUGGGCCUCGUAUUGGCUACACGGACUGCCCUUGCCCGGGACGCCGCCCGAGUGCACCUACAUCGCGCCCGAACACGCCAGAGCGCCCCAAUUUGCCCCCACGCCAGCCCACUCUGCCACCACGUCAGCCCACACUGCCGCCACUUCCUCCCCCUCGUCCCAACCCACCUACCGCGACUGUGCGGCCGCCUGUUCCUGAGACUCCUAUCGGAUCCCAGCAACCCGGAGGACUGGGCUUCCCUCCGUCAAACCAGACGCAGGGAAGGCAGUUCGCCGACGCCCUGGUGUGCCGCGCUGGCGGCUUCAGUCUGCGCUACGCUCAGCUACCUCACGGUUGCUGAGUGUCCACGUGUCUACCUCCCCGUUCUAGUCCACUGUACAGUUCUGUAAAUACUGUAAAUACUGCAAUAAAGUAUUGUAUAUUCAC